Saimiri boliviensis boliviensis (Bolivian squirrel monkey) is the source of this 1659-nucleotide messenger RNA. Lineage: Eukaryota; Metazoa; Chordata; Mammalia; Primates; Cebidae. The record is from RefSeq and is a predicted model, not a curated record.
GCAAAUUCUUGGGACUCAUGGCCCUGACCACUUGUCGCUGUCCUCCUAGGUGUGGGGGGGCCUGACCCUGAAGCAUACUCGCUAGGAAUCCUUUAAUUAAUGACUCACUUGCCCCUGGCCAAGCUAGAAUUUUCCUUUUCCCACCCCUUCAGCCCCAAGAAAUCCAGCUGAGCCACCUGGAGUGAGCCCGAGUCCCAUCCCCGAAGGCCAAGGACUGUCCACAACUUAAAGGUUGGAUUUGGUGCCAUGGAGGGACAGACCCCAGAAAGCAGAGGUCUUCCAGAAAAGCCCAACCCUGCCACCACCGCUGCCACUCUGUCCUCCAUGGGCGCUGUCUUCAUUCUCUUGAAGUCUGCGCUGGGAGCUGGCCUGCUCAACUUUCCCUGGGCCUUCUCCAAAGCGGGCGGCGUGGUUCCUGCCUUGCUGGUGGAACUGGUCUCCCUGGUUUUCCUGGUCAGCGGGCUGGUCAUCCUGGGCUAUGCUGCUGCUGUCAGUGGCCAGGCCACCUACCAGGGUGUGGUUAGGGGACUGUGUGGCCCCGCCAUCGGGAAGUUGUGUGAGGCCUGCUUCCUCGUCAACCUGCUCAUGAUCUCUGUGGCCUUCCUCAGGGUGAUCGGGGACCAGCUGGAAAAGCUGUGUGACUCCCUCCUGUCUGGCACACCGCCCGCUCCGCGGCCCUGGUACGCAGACCAGCGCUUUACCCUGCCCCUGCUCUCCGUGCUGGUCAUCCUGCCCCUGUCUGCCCCACGGGAGAUCGCCUUCCAGAAAUACACAAGCAUCCUAGGCACGCUGGCCGCCUGGUACCUGGCCCUGGUCAUCACAGUGCAGUACUACCUCUGGCCCCAGGGCCUCAUGCGUGAGCCCGGUCCUUCACUCAGCCCUGCCUCCUGGACCUCUAUGUUCAGCAUCUUCCCGACCAUCUGCUUCGGGUUUCAGUGUCACGAAGCCGCGGUCUCCAUCUACUGCAGUAUGCGCAAGCGGAGCCUGUCGCACUGGGCCCUGGUCUCCGUGCUAUCCUUGCUGGGCUGCUGCCUCAUCUAUUCACUGACCGGGGUUUAUGGCUUCCUGACCUUUGGGACAGAAGUUUCUGCUGACGUCUUGAUGUCCUACCCAGGCAACAACACGGUCAUCAUUGUGGCCCGGGUCCUUUUUGCUGUCUCCAUCGUAACUGUCUACCCCAUCGUGCUCUUCCUGGGCAGGUCGGUGAUGCAGGACUUCUGGAAGAGGAGCUGCUGGGGGGUGCGGGGGCCCAGGGCCCUGGCUGACCCCUCAGGGCUAUGGGUCCGGAUGCCACUGACCAUCCUGUGGGUCACUGUGACACUCUCCAUGGCGCUGUUUAUACCCGACCUCAGCGAGAUCGUCAGCAUCAUCGGAGGCAUCAGUUCCUUCUUUAUCUUCAUCUUCCCAGGUUUGUGCCUCAUCUGCGCAAUGGGCGUCGAGCCUGUAGGACCGAGAGUCAAGUGCUGCCUGGAGGUCUGGGGAGUGGUCUCUGUGCUGGUCGGCACCUUCAUCUUCGGACAGAGCACAGUGGCAGCAGUCUGGGAGAUGAUUUGAUGGGCUGUCAGCCCAGGCCAGGAAGGGACUGACCCCACGUGGCUGUGUGUGCAGUCAGGAGAUGGAUGUGGUUUCUUUUCAUCAUAAAGAUGCUGGAGAGACUGA